Molecule: messenger RNA, 1041 nt
Organism: Lodderomyces orthopsilosis Co 90-125
Lineage: Eukaryota; Fungi; Ascomycota; Pichiomycetes; Serinales; Debaryomycetaceae
Exons: 1
Coding region: 1-1041 (346 amino acids)
Source: RefSeq, a predicted model, not a curated record
AUGAAAACCACACACUUGCUUACUAUCUUAUCCUUGUCCGUGAUUCAUUCCGUCGCCGGUUCGGCAAUAUCAAGACAAUGGAACGAUAACGAUAACAACCCCGUCUCCAGAAGAACAAGGUCUUGGAAUGAAACCACCGUCGCUGACCCGGCAAUAACAAGAUCUUGGAACGAAACAACCCCUGCCAAAUCAAGAAUAACAAGAUCAUGGAAUGAAUCUAAUUCCGUUAUCGCUCAGGGGCCAGUUCUCAACAACACUCAACUUGCAAUAUUGCUAGUGUCACUACAAGAUUUCAAUGCUCAUAACCUCGGACCAAGUUUUGCCGUUGGGGCAAAACCACGUUCCGAUGCUUUUGAUUUAUUGGAAAAGAGAUCUGAAAUGCCGUUAUUAGACACAAUAUUGCUGACUCUUAACAACACUGGUGUUGCAUUAACUGUGAUUGAUUUUGUUUUGUUACGUCCAGAGUUAUUGGAUAUUGUGAUUCAAACAACAAUUUGGGUUAUAAAAUUAAGAAUGAUUAACUUGACAGAUUUGAUUAUUGCUUUACAAAGAUCUAAUUUGAUAAUAGAUGUAUUAACGUUAAGUUUAGAAGAUUCUGAGAUUUUGCCUGGCUUGAUCAACAUUACUACUGAAAUUUUGAAGCAGAGUGGUUUGGACUUAGGUUUAUUAAGUAAACGGUUGGAUGUCGAACCUAUUAAUGCAAUCAAUUCAACGAUUCAUGAUAUAAGCAAGAGAGAAAAUGCAUUGUUGGAUCAGUUGUUUACUUCAUUAAGAGAUUCUGGGUUGGCAGUUUCUGUUGUGAAGCACUUAUUGACUACACCUGAAUUGGCGGCACCAAAUGCACAUUUUCUUGUUCUGAUUUUGCAAUCUCAUGCCCUUAGCUUGACUGAUUUGAUUACAGCUUUGAAAGAGUCCAAUUUGAUAUGGGAUCUCAUUAGACAGUUGUUGGGGGACCCACUGAUCAUCAUUGAGUUUGGGGGUGCGAUUGUUCAACGAGUUGCCCAAGGCUUGAUUCCCAAAGAGUUGAUUACAGGAGUGUAA